This is a messenger RNA of Solea senegalensis (Senegalese sole), 9354 nucleotides long. RefSeq names its product fatty acid synthase (gene fasn). Gene Ontology annotation, cellular component: cytoplasm. Gene Ontology annotation, biological process: fatty acid biosynthetic process. Lineage: Eukaryota; Metazoa; Chordata; Actinopteri; Pleuronectiformes; Soleidae. Gene Ontology annotation, molecular function: fatty acid synthase activity; phosphopantetheine binding; oxidoreductase activity. The record is from RefSeq and is a predicted model, not a curated record. Bases 490 to 8043 code for a protein of 2517 amino acids. The transcript has 42 exons.
AGGGGGAGGAAGGUGAGGAGGGUGUCGUUGUAUUUGAACUCUGGUAAACUCACCGCAUCAGUGAAGGUUUUUUUUCUCUUCUUCCUUGGUGUGACAACACGGGGGCGUUCAACGAAUUACUCCAUCACUGGCUGUCUCCAAAAAGGCCUACCUCUUUUCUCAUUGGACUGUCCAAGUCGUCAGCCCAUGUGGCGUGGCCAGACAGUGUGAGACAUUUAAAUUCAUCGGAGGAAAACACACACACACACACACACACACACACUGGUUCACAGGAGCUCGGGGCUAACGUCAACGCAAAAGACGACAGAGAGAACAGAGGCUGCCCUUAUUUUUUUCCUUCCCCUGCGGUACAAGUAAGAGGAACAUCACCGCGUACGGUCGCAACCUAGCUUAACGGAAAUAACGAGGGAGAAAGACGUGGCUUUCACUUCAACCUGUCGUGACUUAGCAGGGAAAUCACGUAGCGUGGGAACAAAACCGUGAAUCAGCAUGGAUGAGAUAGUUGUAGCAGGCAUAUCAGGCCGUUUGCCUGAGUCCAACAAUCUGGAGGAAUUCUGGGAAAACCUUAUCAAUGGCGUAGACAUGGUGACAGAGGAUGAUCGGCGGUGGACACCAGGUUUAUACGGUCUUCCAAAGAGGAACGGUAAACUGAAAGACAUCAGCCACUUUGACGCAGCCUUCUUUGGAGUCCAUCCAAAACAAGCCAACACUAUGGACCCACAGCUCCGUCUCAUGCUGGAGAUUGCCUAUGAAGCUAUUGUAGAUGGAGGACUGAAUCCGGCCUCCCUACGUGGCAGCAAGACGGGCGUUUACAUUGGGGUGAGUGGUUCAGAGGCUGGUGAGGCCUUUAGUAGAGAUCCAGAGGAGCUGCUGGGUUACAGCAUGACAGGCUGCCAACGCGCCAUGUUGGCCAACAGACUAUCGUACUUCUUUGACUUUAACGGUCCCAGCACUGCCAUCGACACAGCCUGCUCCUCCGGCUUGCUGGCUUUAGAGAACGCAUUCCACGCUAUACGCCAGGGCCAGUGUGAUGCUGCCCUUGUGGGGGGAGUUAAUUUGCUGCUCAAGCCAAACACCUCAGUGCAGUUCAUGAAACUGGGCAUGCUCAGUCCGGAGGGAACCUGCAAGUCUUUUGAUUCAUCAGGUAAUGGAUACUGUCGUUCAGAGGCAGCAGUGGCAGUGCUGUUGACCAAACGAUCGGCCGCUAAAAGAAUCUAUGCCACAGUGGUGAAUGCGGGCAACAACACAGAUGGAUUCAAAGAGCAAGGUGUAACAUUUCCUUCCGGUGAGAUGCAGCGGAGGCUGGUUUGCUCCCUCUACCAGGAGGCAAAUAUAACUCCUGAACAGGUUGAGUACGUCGAAGCCCACGGCACGGGAACAAAGGUUGGGGACCCACAGGAAGUGAAUGGCAUUGUUGGUGUGUUCUGUCAGUCAAAACGAGAGCCUCUGCUUAUUGGCUCCACCAAAUCCAACAUGGGCCACCCUGAACCAGCAUCAGGCCUGGCAGCCCUUACAAAAGUGUUGCUUUCUUUGGAGCGAGGAGUCUGGGCUCCCAACCUGCACUUCAACAGUCCUAACCCUGACAUUCCAGCACUCACUGACGGUCGUGUUCAAGUUGUUGACAGGCCUAUUCCUGUCCGAGGCGGCAUCGUAGGGGUCAACUCAUUUGGAUUCGGUGGCUCGAAUGUUCACGUGAUUCUUCGUCCCGUUGAGAAACAAGCCAAUGCAGCAGCUCCACCCAGAAAGAUUCCCAGGUUGCUGAAUAACUGUGGUCGCACAGAGGCUGCAGUAAAGACAAUGCUCUCAAAGGGGCGGGAACACGCAUCGGAUGACAGCUUCUUGUCUUUGCUGAAUGAGAUCUCUGGAGCUCCCACUUCCAGCAUGCCCUACCGAGGCUUCACGCUGAUUGGCUCUCAGAAUGAUGUCAUGGAAGUGCAGCCGGUGCAGGCAGCAACCAGGCCUCUCUGGUAUGUCUGUACAGGUAUGGGAGCACAGUGGGCCGGUAUGGGCCGCAGUCUCAUGCAGCUGGACAUCUUUAGAGAAUCCAUCCUGCGGUCGGACAUGGCCCUGAAGGACACUGGCCUGGUUGUGUCUCGUCUCCUCAUGGAGGCUGAUGAUGCCACUUUUGAAGAGACUGUUCAUGCCUUCGUCGGCAUCGCUGCCAUACAGAUUGCUCUGAUUGACGUCCUCAACAAGUUGGGUCUGCAGCCUGAUGGCAUCAUAGGACACUCGGUGGGAGAGCUGGCCUGUAGCUACGCUGACGGCUCGCUCAGCCAGACUGAGGCUGUCCUGGCCGCUUACUGGAGAGGCCGCUGCAUCAAGGAGGCCAGCCUUCCUCCAGGAGGCAUGGCUGCUGUCGGUCUGACCUGGGAGGAGUGUUUGGUCAAGUGUCCUCAGGGAGUCGUUCCUGCUUGCCACAAUGCUGAGAGUACUGUCACCAUCUCUGGUCCUCAGGAAGACAUACGUGCAUUUGUGUCCGAGUUGAAAGAACAGGGAGUAUUUGCAAGAGAGGUGCGCACUUCUGGUGUCGCAUUCCACUCCUACUACAUGGCGUCAAUCGCUCCUACCCUUCUAGCUGCUCUAAAGAAGGUGAUUCUGAAACCUCAACAGCGUUCACCCCGCUGGGUGAGCACCAGCAUCCCUGAGGCUCAGUGGGCCUCUCCUCUGGCUCAGUACAGCUCAGCUGAGUACCAUGUCAACAACCUGGUGAGCCCUGUGCUGUUUAAGGAAGGUCUCAGCCAAGUUCCAGAAAACGCCGUGGUGGUGGAGAUAGCACCCAACGCUCUGCUGCAGUCCGUCCUGAAGCGCAGCCUGAAGUCUACGUGUGCCAUCCUACCUUUGAUGAAAGUAGGCAUUGCCAACAACCUUGAGUUCUGCCUCUCCAACAUCGGCAAAAUCUACAUGAAUGGCAUCAACAUGGAUAUAAACGCUCUCAGUCCAGCUGUUACGUACCCAGUGCCUGUUGGUACUCCUUUGAUCUCCCCUUUGGUCUGCUGGGAUCAUGCCCAGACCUGGGAUGUCCCCAAGGUUGAGGAUUUUCCCUCUGGCUCAGGAGGAUCCAGUUCUGCCACUGUCUACAACAUCGACAUAAACCCAGAGUCUCCAGACUAUUACCUGAUUGGACACUGCAUUGACGGGCGCGUCCUCUACCCGGCAACGGGUUAUCUGUUCUUGGCCUGGCGGACGUUUGUGAGAAGUCUUGGAGCUGUCAUGGAAAACACUCCUGUCACCUUUGAGGACGUCACCAUCCACAGAGCCACGAUUCUGCCAAAGACAGGCUCAGUCCAGUUGGAAGUGCAUCUCAUGCCUGCAACCAACAGGUUUGAGGUUUCUGAGAAUGGAAACCUGUCUGUCAGUGGUAAGGUGAGCCUUCUUGAGGAUGCAGCCCUGGAUUCCUUCCAUAGCCAGAUAGGUCAGCAAGUUUCCAACGACAGUGACCCCAAAAUGAAGCUUACAACACACGAUAUCUACAAAGAGCUGCGACUGCGCGGCUAUGACUAUGGGAAAACCUUCCAAGGGAUUCUUGAGUCCAACAAUGCAGGUGACAGUGGGAAGCUGCAGUGGACAGGAAACUGGGUGACUUUCCUGGACACCAUGCUGCAGAUGAUCGUGGUUGGCCUGUCGGGUCGCAGUCUGCGUUUGCCGACCAGAAUCCGCUCGGUGUGCAUCGAUCCAGCAAUUCAUGUGGAGAAGAUCUGCGAGUAUGUGGAGGAAAAGCAAGCUGUGGAUGUCCAUGUGGACCGUUGCCUUGACAACAUUGUCGCGGGUGGAGUCCAGAUCUGUGGUCUGCACGCCACCGUUGCCCCACGUCGGCAGCAUCAGCAGAGUCCCCCCACUCUGGAGGAAUUUGUGUUUGUUCCCUAUGUGGAGACAGAUUGCUUGACUGCCAAUGAGAAACUUGUGGAGCACCUCAGGCUCUGCAAAGGUUUCAUUCACAGACUGCAGCAAAAGUUGGCCCCUCAUGGCAUCAAGCUCGCCAUCCCUGGGCUACAAGGGGAAUCGAACAACUCAAUUCCCAUUCAGGAGCCCUCCGAGCCCAGCCUGGUGAGGCUGCUGUCCCUGCUCUGUGGCCUGGAGCUGAAUGGUAAUCUUAACUCUGAACUGGAACAGUUAGUGGAAAAGGAGAGGGCAUGUCUGCUGCAGGACAGCUUGCUGUGGGGCCUGCUGGACGACCAGGCCCUCAGACACUGCCUGGACAUUGCAAUGGAAAACAGCACACCCGGAAAGAUUAAAGUCUUGGAGGCUCUUUCCAAUGAUGGCCAGCUCUUCUCUCGUGUGGUACCACUCCUUAACGUACAGCCCAUGCUGCACGUGGACUACACGGCCACAGCAACCAACUUAGAUCUCCUGACUCCUCACCAGGCCACACUUGACGAGCUGGCAAUCACUUCAGCUCAGUGGGAUACUCUAAAGUGCGCAGCUCCUGGAGGUAUGGCGAGAGGAGCAGACCUAGUCAUAUGUAAUCAUGCCUGGGCCCCUCUAAGGAUGGAUCCUGUACAGCUGGUGGAAAAUCUAUCUUCUGGAGCCAAACAGGGAGGAUUUGUGCUUAUCCACACGCUGCUGAAGGGAGAGACUCUGAGUGAAACGGUGUCUUUCCUCUGCAGCACGGCUCAGAGCAACAGCCAGCAAGGACUACUUACACAGGCGGAGUGGGAAAAGGUCUUCUCUGAGCUCUCCCUCAGUCUGGUGGCUGUCAGGAAGUCCUUUUAUGGCUCGGUCCUCUUUCUGUGUCGCUGUCAAUGUCCCGGCAAACAGCCCACUUUCCUGUCCGUGGACAGCACUGACUACGAGUGGGUGGAAACACUCAAGAUGAAGAUGCAGGAAUCAUCAGACUCUCCAGUGUGGUUGACUGCUUCUCAAGCCAACUGUGGAAUUGUGGGAAUGAUUAACUGCCUGCGGCAGGAGCCAGGUGGACACCUAAUACGCUGUGCAUUUGUGUCCAAUCUGGACGAGUCCUCAGAAGCACCGAGCCUUGAGCCGGCUCAUAAGUCAAUGCAGUCGGUGCUAGAAGGAGACCUGGUUAUGAACGUGUUCAGAGAUGGACACUGGGGUGUCUUCAGGCACCAGCUCAUCACUCGUGAUCAAAAUGAAGAGUUGACGUCGCACGCCUAUGUCAAUGUGUUGACUCGUGGUGACCUGUCCUCACUGCGAUGGAUUACCUCCCCGCGUUCUCCAUCUGUAGCCAACAACUCUACAGUGCAGCACUGUUCGGUAUACUACAGCUCACUCAACUUCAGAGAUAUUAUGCUUGCCACCGGCAAACUGCCACCAGAUGCUAUUCCAGGUGACCUAGCUCUGCAGCACUGCAUGCUGGGCAUGGAGUUUUCAGGGAGAGAGCCCAGUGGUCAACGUGUGAUGGGGCUGCUACCCGCUAAAGGUCUAGCCACAAGUGUGGAUGCUGACAGUCGGUUUCUCUGGGAUGUUCCAUCCAGUUGGACACUGGAGCAGGCUGCCUCCGUGCCAGUGGUCUAUGCUACUGCCUACUACUCUCUGGUGGUGCGUGGGAGACUCCGUCAGGGAGAAAGUGUUCUCAUUCACUCAGGCUCAGGGGGCGUCGGCCAGGCUGCCAUCGCGAUAGCGCUCAGCAAGAAAUGCAAAGUCUUCACCACAGUCGGCUCAGCAGAGAAGCGGGCUUACCUGAAGGAGCGGUUCCCUCAGCUCUCAGCUGAGUCCUUCGCCAACUCCAGAGACAUUUCCUUCGAACAGCACAUCCUGCUCCACACACAGGGCAAAGGUGUGAAUGUGGUGCUGAACUCUCUCGCUGAGGAGAAGCUGCAGGCGAGCGUCCGCUGCCUCGCCCGUCACGGACGAUUCCUGGAGAUCGGCAAAUACGAUUUGUCCAACAACUCUCCACUGGGUAUGGCUCUUUUCCUGAAGAAUGUAGCUUUCCACGGCAUUCUGCUGGAUGCUCUCUUUGAAGAGGGGAACCAGGAGUGGGAGGAAGUGUCCCAGCACCUGAAGGAAGGCAUUACGGGUGGUGUAGUUCAGCCUCUAAAGACCACAGUGUUCGAGAGGGACCAGGUGGAGGCAGCAUUCAGAUACAUGGCUCAGGGCAAACACAUUGGCAAGGUCCUCCUGCAGGUGCGUCAAGAGGAAAGCGGUGCAGAAGUCCAAGCUGCUUCCCCUUUGUCUCUCCCAGCUAUCUGCCGCACUUUCUGUGUCCCCUCCCACUCGUACAUCAUCACUGGUGGACUCGGGGGCUUUGGUCUGGAGCUCGCACAGUGGCUGAUUGAGAGAGGAGCCCACAAAUUGGUGCUGACAUCCAGAUCAGGCAUCAGGAAUGGAUACCAGGCAAAGCGUGUACGUGAAUGGCAGAGUCAAGAUGUGGAGGUGCUGGUGUCGACCAACGAUGUCACCACGCUGGCUGGAACCGAGAAACUCAUCGCAGAAGCUGCUGCACUAGGACCUGUUGGCGGUGUCUUCCACUUAGCCAUGGUGUUGAAAGAUGGCAUGUUGGAGAAUCUGACCUCUCAGCACUUCCUUGAUGUCAACAAACCAAAAUAUGAUGGCACCGUAAACUUGGACAGGAUGACAAGAAAGUUGUGUCCAGACCUCAGGUAUUUCGUAGCCUUCUCCUCAGUCAGCUGCGGGCGCGGCAACGCCGGGCAAAGCAACUACGGUUAUGCCAACUCCGCAAUGGAACGUGUGUGUGAAAAGCGCCGUUACGAUGGUCUUCCUGGUCUGGCAGUUCAGUGGGGUGCCAUCGGUGAUGUAGGGGUGAUUCUGGAGACCAUGGGUGGCAACGACACAGUGAUCGGUGGCACCCUGCCACAGCGUAUCGCGUCCUGCAUGGAGGUGCUGGACCGCUUCCUGUGCCAGCAUCAGCCAGUGAUGUCUAGUUUUGUACUGGCAGAGAGGCUGGUGGUGAAGAGCGAGGCAGGAAACCAGAGGGACCUGGUGGAUGCGGUGGCUCACAUUCUGGGUGUACGGGAUGUGAACAGCCUGAACGCAGAUGCAUCACUGGCUGAUCUAGGCCUGGACUCCCUGAUGGGUGUGGAGGUUCGCCAGACUCUGGAGCGUGACUACGACAUCGUCAUGGCCAUGAGGGAGAUUCGCCAGCUCACCAUCAACAAGCUGCGAGAGCUGGCCAAUUGCAAGCCAGGAGGAACAAAGGAAUCUAAACAAGGUCCAGCUAAGCAGGAUAGCAUUCGCUCCCUGCUCGAGUCUGAUCUAACCCAGCUGUUGGUAAACCCUGAUGGUCCCACGGUGACGCCGCUCAACAAGGUUCAGAGCAAAGAGAAACCCCUGUUCCUCGUCCAUCCGAUCGAAGGCUCCAUUACCGCCUUUAAUACGCUCACCUCCAAGCUCCCCGUGCCUUGCUAUGGUUUACAAUGCACAAAAGCUGCUCCUCUGGACAGCAUUCAGUCCCUGGCAGCCUACUAUGUGACCUGUAUCAGACAAGUUCAGCCAGAAGGGCCGUACCGAAUCGCUGGCUACUCCUUUGGCGCGUGUGUGGCAUUUGAAAUGUGCUCUCAGCUGCAGAACCACAAUCAGUCCGUGGAGUAUCUCUUCCUGUUCGAUGGAUCGCACUCCUAUGUGGCAGCAUACACACAGAGUUACAGAGCUAAGCUGACACCUGGGAAAGAGUCCGAAGCCGAGACUGAAGCUCUGUGUGCCUUCAUCCAGCAGUUCACUGGCAUCGAGUACAACAAGCUUCUGGAGACUCUUCUCCCGCUGUCGGACCUGGAGGCCCGUGUCAACAUGGCGGUGGACUUGAUCACGUCCAGCCACAAGAACAUCAGCCGAGACUCUCUGCACUUUGCAGCCACGACCUUCUACUACAAGCUUAAGGCAGCCGAUUGUUAUGUGCCCGCGACGAAAUACCGUGGCAAUGUGACAUUAAUGCGUGCCAAAACCAACAGUGAAUAUGAACAAAACCUGGGAGCUGACUACAAACUUGGCGAGGUGUGUGACGGCAAUGUUUCGGUCCAUGUCAUUGAAGGGGAUCACCGCAGCUUCCUGGAAGGAGAGGGCGUGGAGUCCAUCAGCAGCAUCAUCCACAGUUCACUGGCUGAGCAGAGGGUCAUGGCGAGGGAGGGCUAGAUGCACCUGAUCCAACCCUCAACCUUCACACUUAAACCCACAACAUUCCCAGAACCAACCUCUUCUAUUUAGUUUACAUUGUAGCUUUACCUUGUAAAUUAGGUCAUAGAACAAGUUUAAAAAAAAAAAAGUCAUUGGAUACCGCAUGUCUAACAUCCCAAAUGCACCUUAUUGCUCGUUCUAGCACCUUUUUUAAAAUAGCAAUGGUCAAAGCGCACACUGUCCUUAAUUUAUCCGAGCUCUACGUUGCCACCUGCCUAUUGUGUUUAUAGAAUAGAUGCUGUUAUAUUUAGUAGGACUCCCCUAAAGACCACACUGGUCUCUAAAAGCGAUGGGUUUGGAGAGCGUUGUGAAAAGACUGUUUUAAAAUUUGGUGUAUUCUAAAGUGUUAUUUUUGUCUAUAUUUUGAAAUACCAAGAAUUUUGAACACUUGUAAAACCCCCGUAUACCCUGACACUAAUAUUACACAUGCAUGUGUGUAACCUCCACCACUGUCAAGUUAUUGGACCUUAAAAUGUCUUUGCUGCGUAACACGGAGCACCUUGGUCGGUGUGCAAGUCAGUCAGUCGUAUUCCUGUAAUUUACUGCAGCUUCAAUGCAACAAACGUGCAAAUCGUGUUAUCUCUAAUGUGAUGUUUAUGAAAUAGCAAACCAGCUAGCAAGUGCCACUUAGUUGAUAACCUCUCAUCUUAAGUGUUGACCGAGGGUAAAAUUAUCUUUAUGCUGCAUUGCUGAUAUGAAAUAUUAUAGAAAAAUAGAGCUGACACUCAUAGACUUCUGAAAAAAUUGUUUACACGUAACCUGACUUGUGAAACGAGACUUGUGUUGUUACUCUGAUUGACAUUUACCAGUGAUAGAGUCAUAGUGAAGUACUGAACAAGUUUAGUACAGAAAUGUCUCGCUUGAUUAUGUUUCUUUCCCGAAUCUGUGCUCAGUUUGUAAAGGCACCUGUUGCAUGUGGACGUAAUUGUUCUGAACAACAGGCCACUGAGUAGCUACGGGACCCUAACUGUCUUGGGAUCAUGGCUGAAUGGCUAUUUCCUCCUAAUACUGUCUCUGACUCCUAUGACCUCUGCUGCCUUUUUUUAACCCCCAGUUAGCUGUUUUGUUUCUGCAUAUAACAUCAGUUAGAUGGACUUCUGAGACCUUAGUUCUGGUCUGUGAAGAGUCCGGCGACUUGAAGCAAUUGUGGUGACUGAUUGCAUUGUGAAAAGGAGAAGGAAGUGACAGUAUAUGGUUUAUACAACUCUCUUUGUUUUGUGUAAUUGCCAGUAUGUAUUUUUACAACUAAUAAAUAUAUCUCACUAAGUA